GAUCUUCCCAAUGAGGUCGGGCACGCCCUUUGUUUCCCUGGCACUAACGCCAAGACAUCAUUCUUGGUGGGUAUAAGCGAAGCUUGUGCGAUGUGACAGGAUACUUUGGUUGGCUGAGAGGUAACCUAGCGCUUACUCCAGCACCCGAUCCAACCCCCUCGCGCAAACCCAGAAUUGGGAAGGGGAGGGCUGAACUUGAAACCAUUCUUCUCAUGCAGGGGCCUCCAAUGGGUCUCUGGCCAGCCAUCCGAUCUGGAGCAAUUGGGUCGGUGGAAUAGGGUAGUGGGAGGGGAAUAAUCUCUGUUUGAACCUGCAAGUAUUUCCUGCGUGUCGCGCACGCUAUUUCGCUGGAAUGACCCGGCGAGGGGUUGGCGGAGAUUGUGGGAAUCUUCCCUUUUUCUUCACCUUCUGCCUCCUGCACCCUUUGCGAUCGUAUCAUACUGUAUCCACCUUACCACUUGUACAAGAAAUGGUACUUUUAGGGUCUACUAUACUAAUGCGCUAAAAGGGCUCCUAGAUUUUCACUUCGUUCCUUUUCACCAGAGGGACCUUUGUUGUCCUUUAUUUUUAGACAUCCCCCCCUCCCUUCGAUCGAUUUGACUGCUAUUCAUACCAACAGCUCGCUGUGAAUACGGUAUUAACUAAACAAAUCGAAAUGGCCACAGAUCGCUCAGGUACUCAUGGACUAAGUGUUGUCUUCCGCGGCAGAGCUGAGCCUGUACCUUCCAGUCCGGAGACGGAGAGAAUUAUUGUGGGCAUUGACUUUGGAACAACACACAGCGCGAUAGCAUGGGCACAGACAUCUUCGCCAGAAGAGUACGAAGUCAUCACACAGUGGCCGGGUCAGUCGGGAAAGGACUGGGGAAAGGUUCCUUCGGAUAUCUCGUACACCACCAAUCGACCAGCUUCGAACCCGGCCCCCGGUUCGGCCCCAGGCUCGGCCCCAUCGCCAUCGCCUACCCCGAGUGUAAACUCCGAGAGUAAUAUCCCGCGACCCGAGAGUACGAGUAGUGAGGCUGCAGCUUUGGGGUUUAAAUGGGGCUUUGAAGUACCUCCUACGGACCCACAGAAGCUAUCAUGGAUAAAGAUUCUACUGGACCCAUCUCAACCACGCCCCAAUUUUGUCAACCCCAAGAAAACGACCCUCCCGAGGGGGAAGAAGAUAGUGGAUAUUGUUACGGACUACCUUGGCGCUCUAAAAUCCUACACUGUACAGACUCUUGAGCGACGGCUCGGGAAGGAGAUAGUGCAGAGGUCCAAGGUAGAAUAUGUGCUUACUGUACCGGCAGUGUGGAGUGAUAAGGCCCGACAAAUGACGAUGGAGGCGGCUAUUCGGGCAGGAUUAGGUGUCGGUUCGGAGGAUGGUGGGGCCGGGUUGCUGAAGUUAAUCACUGAACCCGAAGGAGCAGCAGAGUAUGCGCUUCGGAGUAUUCAACCCAAUUCCAUGAAGGUUGGCGAUUGCUUCGUGGUGUGCGAUGCCGGCGGUGGAACGGUUGACCUCAUAUCUUAUCGUAUAUCUUCCUUGGUACCAUUGCAACUGAACGAGGUGGCUAUCGGAACUGGCGCACUGUGCGGCGCCGUCUAUUUGGAUCGACGGUUCGAAGAUUUCGUCUCCAAACGGAUUGGGAAGGAUACAUUCAAUGCGAUGGAUCACAGGGCUCGGUUCCAGAUGAACCAGUUUUGGGAAACCUACGUUAAGAGAGAAUUUGUAGACGAUGAGGGAGUCCAAAGGGAUGAAGCGGAAGAGGAGGAAAAUGAGAGUAAAUUAUUUUGGGUGCCUGUAAUGGGUGUACCGGAUGAUGAGUAUAAGGGGAUUAGGGGAGGAUUCUUGAAACUUUCAAGGAGGGAAGUGAAGGAGAUAUUCGAGCCUAUAGUUGCACAGGUUCUGGAGUUAAUAUCUAAGCAAGUUAUUGAGGUGCUCAAGUCCGGGAAAGGGCCAAUCGCGGCUAUCCUUCUAGUGGGUGGAUUCGGUUCUUCGGAAUAUCUCUACCAGCGGAUUAAUAGAUGGGCGGCAGAUAAGAUUGAUGUUAUGCAGCCACGCAAUGCUUGGACUGCGGUUGUACGAGGUGCAAUAAUUCGUGGACUCCAGGGCGAUAUCGCAGCUGUUCAAUCACGACUCAGCCGGCGUCACUACGGCGUCGUCCACGACUCUAGGUAUGAUGAAUCGAAGCACGACGAAUCCGAGAGGGUAUGGCAUCCGCUGCGAUGUGAGUGGGUAGUGAAGAACAGGAUUCAGUGGUACAUUCGACGGGGCGACGUCACGACGGAACGGAGGAAAAUAUCCUUCCCCUUCUAUCGAACAGUCGCCGAAAGCGAUUUGGUCGGCGACACACAUCAGCUCAAGACCGAGCUGUGGGUAUGUGACGAGGAGGCAGCGCCGGAUAAGCGGGUCAAGGGCGAUGACUCCGUCCGAAAGUUAUGCGUUAUGACCUCGGAGCCAGUGCCCGUAAGUCGAUUCACCACGCACACCAACGAGAAGGCCGAGACCUUUUAUCGGGUCGAUUACUCACUCGACAUGACGGUCACUUCCGGCGUGGUGGUGUACGAGAUGAGUUUGGAAGGGGAGAAGGCUAGUGUCGGAAGGGUAACGACGAAGUAUGAGUGAUCGCCGCAGGCCCAUGACUGUGGAGGGCUGUUCGAAUAUAUGUACCGGUAUCAAUUUUCUCAGUAAUCUUUUUUACUCUCUACUUUGUAUCUUAACUUGGCGCUGAGUGUUUACGCGGAGUGUGAUGGAAUGAAAGGUGGAGACGGGUACACUGCAUUGUACCGGCUCGCCACGCAUCAUUCAAUCCUCAAAAUCUCUACCCGGGGAUUCAUAAAGCAUUCGGCUGCCUUGGCGCCAAGAUUCUAUGUUUAGGCGCCUGUUGGCAUAUCUUGGCGCCAAGGUAUUUGAAUACUUUUAUGAAUCCCCAAGUACCGUAUUA
Molecule: messenger RNA, 2924 nt
Organism: Tuber melanosporum (Perigord truffle)
Lineage: Eukaryota; Fungi; Ascomycota; Pezizomycetes; Pezizales; Tuberaceae
Exons: 10
Coding region: 656-2605 (649 amino acids)
Source: RefSeq, a predicted model, not a curated record